This is a messenger RNA of Orycteropus afer afer, 753 nucleotides long. It is a transcript of the gene TGFBR1, whose product is annotated as transforming growth factor beta receptor 1. Gene Ontology annotation, molecular function: activin binding; ATP binding; activin receptor activity, type I. The record is from RefSeq and is a predicted model, not a curated record. Bases 118 to 753 code for a protein of 211 amino acids. The transcript is spliced from 4 exons. Lineage: Eukaryota; Metazoa; Chordata; Mammalia; Tubulidentata; Orycteropodidae. Gene Ontology annotation, cellular component: activin receptor complex; plasma membrane. Gene Ontology annotation, biological process: nervous system development; cellular response to growth factor stimulus; heart development.
CUUCCAGCUUUACAGUGUUUCUGCCACCUCUGUACAAAAGACAAUUUCACGUGUGUGACAGAUGGGCUGUGCUUUGUCUCUGUCACAGAGACCACAGACAAGGUUAUACACAAUAGCAUGUGUAUAGCAGAAAUCGACCUAAUUCCUCGAGACAGACCGUUUGUAUGCGCACCCUCUUCAAAAACUGGGUCUCCUACUACAACGUAUUGUUGCAAGCAGGACCACUGCAAUAAAAUAGAACUCCCAACUACUGUAAAGCCCUCAUCCGGCCUUGGUCCUGUCGAACUGGCAGCUGUCAUCGCUGGACCAGUCUGCUUCGUCUGCAUCUCACUCAUGUUGAUGGUCUAUAUCUGCCACAACCGCACAGUCAUUCACCAUCGAGUGCCAAACGAAGAGGACCCUUCAUUAGACCGCCCUUUCAUUUCGGAGGGUACUACGUUAAAAGAUUUAAUUUAUGAUAUGACAACAUCGGGUUCCGGAUCAGAAACUGUCACAGGGAUUCAUGAAGAUUACCAGUUGCCUUACUACGAUCUUGUACCUUCUGAUCCGUCAGUUGAGGAAAUGAGAAAAGUUGUUUGUGAGCAGAAGCUACGGCCCAAUAUCCCAAACAGAUGGCAGAGCUGUGAGGCCCUGAGAGUGAUGGCUAAGAUCAUGAGAGAAUGCUGGUACGCCAAUGGUGCAGCCCGACUCACAGCUUUGCGGAUCAAGAAGACGUUAUCACAGCUCAGUCAGCAGGAAGGCAUCAAAAUGUGA